GCUUUGAUAACUAAACCCGAACCGAAAGUAACAUCCUCACCCAGAACAGAACCCGAUCGUUACAAACUCACUCAGGUUUGUCUACUGCCGAUUAAUUAGUAAAACCUAGUUUUGUCUCUUACUCAACUCAGUAAACUAGAAUCGGAACUAUUUGUUUUCUAGAUAGCGGUAGAGUCCCUGAGUAGAGUGAACAAAGAGCACCACCACGAUGCUGUUGAUUUAGAUUCCUCAUGAUCAAAACGCAUAACCAAGCUUUGAUGUCCAAAGAUAAUGACGAUGACGAAGCAAUCUGCAAGUGAACCAGAGCUCGUUGUUCGUUAGCGAGUUCCACAUUAGAUGAUCUCGAGGCUUUUCUUCACGAGACUGAUGAUGAUGACGAGGAUGAAAUCUCAAACGUUGAUGAGGAAAAAGAAGAAUACCGCAAGUUUCUGGCUGCAACUGUUUCACACAGUUGUGAGGUUCAGGAUUGUGAUUAUGAUGAGGAUAAAGAUGUAGACUUUGAGAUACAACAAGCACUAGAGACUGAUGACGAGGAAGCAAGUAUCCCAAGGCCUGUGACUAGGCGCAAGAGACGACCCAAAAUCUCCAACGAUUGCAGAUCGAGAUCGUUACGUCCUCUUGUACCUAUCUUCCCCAUUACACAACCUGUUACAAGGUUUUAUGCUGUUGCCGCUACUCCAACUCCAGUCAAUGGCUUCUUCAGCCAAGCCCAAAUAAGAGAGCUGCAUUGUUUGGUUCUUGACCACCUCCAACUUCUCAUCCAGGUCUACUCUCUUUGUGCGUUUGAUCAUUCAAAACAGCGCAUUGGAGCACAAGUCCAAGGACUUAUAACCGAGAUGGUUCAGAAACAACAGCGACCAAGUCAUCUUCUUGAUCUAGUUGGAAGGUAUCUAGUUGAUGUCUCUACCGCUGUUCAAGAAUAUCGAAAGCGUCAAGUGGAAUCAGGUAUUGAUUCUAUGUUUGAAAGAGUGCCAUUGUUUGAAUCAGGACGCAAGGAUCCUGGUAAUAUCCAUAAGGAUGUCGCCGAGUUAGCUCAAGUGUUUUUGCCUUUCUUCAAAGUGUCCUUGUUUCCUGAGAAGCCGCCUGGAGGAGGUAAACGGUCCCUUUUCACCAGCGGUGAGGAUGAGUUACUUGCUCUUGGGAUAAUGGAAUAUAACUCUGACUGGAAGGCGAUUAAGCAGAGGUUUCUUCCUUGUAAAAGCGAGCAUCAGAUUUUUAUCAGGAAGAAGAACAAGGGAGCAUCUAAGGCCUUUGAGAAUCCGGUCAAGGCCGCUCUGAGGAUGAAAAACUCGAAAAAGAACAAUGAGGCAUGUACACAGAGGCUUGCACCUUGUGUCUUUCCUCUGGGAAUGCGUAAACCACACAAGAAGAGUGUCGUGAGAGUAGCCUCUGAUUUGCCUCCAGUGAACCAGUGCUCCAAAACUAGUACCAUUAAGGGUGGCAUGUAUGGGAGGGGAAACUUGAGUACUACAGAGGAGAAUGACUCGGGUCUUCUGAUGCAUCAUUUGUUGUUCCGUACCCCUGAGCAUACCACUACAUGUAGAACUUGGGGAUAGCUGCUGAGUCUUUUCAACAACAGUCCAAGGGAAAUCGAUCACUCAGCAGAACUUGGGGAUAGCUGCUUUCAUCCUUUUCUUCGAAGAAGUGAGUAUGAGAUAAGUAGACGUGAGAAUUUAGAGGGCACUGGCAAGAACGCCAAGUUAUGUCAGCUUGAGGAUACUCUCGGUGCUGGUGACAAGACUUGUAUCCCUGUUGCUGGUCGUAAUGAUGGCUCUCAUGUGACUGGAUCAUCAGCAACAAGUAGAUGCAUUGAUGAGAGGUGAUCAAUCUAAUCAAGGUAUAGUGAUGGAACAUGAGGAGUUGAGUGAUUCUGACCAAGAGAUGAUGGAAGAAGAACAUGUUGAGUUCGAGUGUGAAGAGAUGACUGAUUCUCAAGGAGAAAAUGACUCAGAAUGCGAAGAAAAUUCAAGAUAAAGAGAUAUAACAGAAGCUCUUUGGGUAGGAAUAGUUUCUUAACAAUGUCGAUAAUGGCAAUCCGGGUAGCAGUUUCCUUUGCAUUGAGGUUAAGGACAUAGAGAUUAGAGUACAACUAUGAAUGUAAAAAAGUGAAAACAAGACAAAUUAAUUUGAUUUUUUUUUUUGAAAUUAUACGAUUCUAU
Molecule: messenger RNA, 2159 nt
Organism: Brassica oleracea var. oleracea
Lineage: Eukaryota; Viridiplantae; Streptophyta; Magnoliopsida; Brassicales; Brassicaceae
Exons: 1
Coding region: 837-1556 (239 amino acids)
Biological process (GO): regulation of DNA-templated transcription
Cellular component (GO): nucleus
Molecular function (GO): transcription coregulator activity
Source: RefSeq, a predicted model, not a curated record